AUGGAAGCAUAUUUAAAGUCUCUGGGCUAUGGUGUGUGGCUAGCAGUGAAGAAUGGCUAUAUUCCACCUACCACAGACAUUGUUGUUGAAUCUGAAAUGAAGAAGUUAGAAAAUGAUGCUAAGGCACUGAAUGCUCGCCAUAACUCUCUAUCUACAAAUGAGUUUGCAAGAGUUGUAGGUUGUGCUACAUCUAAGGAAAUAUGGGACAAGUUGCAAAGUAUACAUGAAAGUGAUGAAAGGAUUAAAGAAGCAAAGCUACAACACUACAGAGCUCAGUUUGAAAGUCUAAAGAUGACUGAAGAAGAGACGAUAGGCAUAGGUGAGCAGAUAACAGAUGCAGUUGUAGUAAAGAAAAUCCUUCGAUCUGCACCUGAAGUAUACAAUGCCAAGGUGUCGGCCAUUGAGGAAUCAAGGAAUCUAAAUCAGUUGAGUUUGAAUGACUUGCAAGCAAAUUUGACAGCCUAUGAGAUGAGGAUGGUUAAGCCCAAGACCACAAGAAGUGGUUCUGAUGACUCAAAUGAUGAGUUGACUGCCUACCUUGCUAAGAGGUUGAAGAAGGGACAUGGUAAGUAUAAGGCAAAGCUUCCCUUGAAAUGUUUCAAUUGCGGUGGUAUAGGACAUUUUGCUUCAAAAUGCCCUAAGAAAGGCAAAAUCAACCUCACUGAUGAUGAAGAAGAAAGUGAGCCAAAGAAGGGAAAGAAGAAGUAUGUUUCCAGUAAGAAAAACUACUUCAAGAAAAAGAGUUUGAUGACAAAGAAAGACAACAACACUUCUGAGGAAGAAUCAGAUGAAGAAGAAUCUGAAGAUGAGAGAUAUGAAACAUUGUUUAUGACCUAUGGAAGUAACACCUCUCACAAGAGUUAUGAAAAAUCUGACGAAGAAGAGGAAUUUGAAGGUCAAUGUGAUCGUGAGGUUGAACUAUUUCAUGCUUUAACAUAA
Molecule: messenger RNA, 939 nt
Organism: Telopea speciosissima
Lineage: Eukaryota; Viridiplantae; Streptophyta; Magnoliopsida; Proteales; Proteaceae
Exons: 3
Coding region: 1-939 (312 amino acids)
Molecular function (GO): nucleic acid binding; zinc ion binding
Source: RefSeq, a predicted model, not a curated record